This is a messenger RNA of Stomoxys calcitrans (stable fly), 603 nucleotides long. RefSeq names its product putative RNA polymerase II subunit B1 CTD phosphatase RPAP2 homolog. The coding region runs from base 49 to 483 and encodes 144 amino acids. Gene Ontology annotation, cellular component: nucleus; cytoplasm. The transcript is spliced from 4 exons. Gene Ontology annotation, molecular function: RNA polymerase core enzyme binding; RNA polymerase II CTD heptapeptide repeat phosphatase activity. The record is from RefSeq and is a predicted model, not a curated record. Lineage: Eukaryota; Metazoa; Arthropoda; Insecta; Diptera; Muscidae.
UAUAAUUAUACGGUUGGUAUACCAAUCCGGCAAUUGAAAACAAGUAAUAUGAAUAAAAGGAAUAACACUAAAACUCAACAACUUAGCAAAGAGCAGCUGAUAGAGGCCAUUCGGAGAAAAAAAGAAUGUAAUGCACGAGCUCAGGUGAUAGUUGAAUCCCUUUUGGAACAGAACGUCAAUGAACAAGAUUUUCUUAUAAAGUUGCGGGAUAUAAAUCAAUGUCACUACGAUGAUGUGGUAGAUGAAAGAAGUAUACUAAAGUUGUGCUCGUAUCCACUAUGCAAUGAAACUUUAGACAAUGUACCAACAAAGCAGUAUCAGAUAUCAACGACAUCGAACAAGGUGUAUGACAUAACCGACCGAAAGAAAUUUUGCAGCACACAUUGUUACAAGGCCUCCGAGUAUAUUAAAUCUCAAAUGCUUACAAGUCCAUUGUGGAUGAGACAUCAAGAGAUAAUACCUAACUUCAAAUUGUUGAAAUGAAAAUGGAAUGUUUGCUAAAUUGUACACCAGUUUAUUGAUUUAAGAACGAUUUUAUGAUUAUAUUUUUUAUAUAUAGCUUAUAUUGAAAUAAAAUAAAAGUAAUGAAUAGUUUGGCCCUAA